AUGGCUAAGCGAACGAGCAGUAUUGCCGCCAAAAAAAACAAAGAUCCCAAUGUGACAAUUCAAAAAUUCAUUCCGGGACACAUAUUUUCCUAUAAAUCAAUCGACACAGUUAUCAACCGCGAUGACGUAGAGACAACUAGCCCACUGAAUUCGCUGCAACUGCUCGGGCUACCACUUCGCAAUAUGAAAUUGAAAGUUGGCUCAGUCAUCAUCAUAUUGCGUAACCUUAAUCAAGCUCGACUAUGCAAUGGUACGGGACUGGCUGUGAAAAGGGUAAUGAUGAACGUCAUCGAGGCAACGAUCAUCAAGAGUAAAUACAAAGAAGAGGAUGUUUUAAUUCCGCGUGUCUCUAUGAUUCCAACGGACUUGCCAUUCGAUUUUAAGCAGCUUCGAUUCCCCGUGCGUUUGGUCUUUGCGAUGAUCAUAAACAAAUCACAAGGCCAGUCGUUGGAAGUUUGCGGAAUUUACUUGGAGUUGCCGUAUUUCCCGUAUGGAUAA
Messenger RNA from Rhagoletis pomonella (apple maggot), 498 nucleotides. RefSeq lists its product as uncharacterized. The transcript has a single exon. Lineage: Eukaryota; Metazoa; Arthropoda; Insecta; Diptera; Tephritidae. The record is from RefSeq and is a predicted model, not a curated record. Bases 1 to 498 code for a protein of 165 amino acids.